GUUAGAAGUAGUAAUUUUACGCUCUCAUUGUUUCGAGAUCUAUGGAGGAACCUCAAUACCCCAAAAAAAUAUAAAUAUCAAAUUAAUCAACAUGGGUGUCCCAUGUAAUUACCAGAAGAAGAAGAAAUCUUAUGAAGACGGGGAAAUGAUAAAACAGGCGUUUUACGAAGCUGUAGUGUAGAUGGCGAUACCAGGCAUUUUCCUGUUCUUUCGUAAAAUAUAUAUCAAAGUCCAUUAGAACCAUAUGACAGUAAAUAUCAUGUAGAAAUAGUCUCUAACUUGAGGGAUAACUUCAAAAAUCGUUUGGAUUUCAACGAAAUUGCUAUAGUGGCGCAAUUUAAUUUUAGCGAAGACAUCGCUGCGACAGAAAUGGAAGUGAUUGCGUUUCAAAUGAUUUCGCUUCAAAAUCAUUAG
Messenger RNA from Acanthoscelides obtectus, 414 nucleotides. NCBI's taxonomy places the organism in Eukaryota, Metazoa, Arthropoda, Insecta, Coleoptera, Chrysomelidae. The record is from the annotation of a GenBank genome assembly.